AUGUCAUCUAUGAACGGAAAUGGCUCUCUGUCAAUGGAAAAGAUACUGAAUAUCAGUGGUGCACCUACUCUAAGUGAGGUAACGUGUUUGGAUAUUUCCGGUCUUGAACUGAAAACCAAAGACUUAAAAGUUCUAUUGUCGCUCUCCCAGCUAGAGGAGUUAAACGUCAGUGACAACGAUUUGAAGGGAUUUCCCGUGGACCUCACACUCCCCAAAUUACGAAAACUGAAUUGUUCUAAAAAUGUAUUGAGGUCCGUGGACUUCGUGACACAGUUUCCGAAAUUAGAAGUUCUUCUCAUCGAAUCUAACAUCGUAAAUAUAUGUGAGCAGUAUAUAGCCAUUCAUGUAUUACCUUCUUUGGUGGAAUAUAAUGGUGAAGCCACCAAGGAAGUUAGACAAAUCAUUGAAGAGUAUGAAUACAGAUUAUUGCAAAGGCUUAGUGACACUUGGAAUGAGCAGUUUGCGAUCUUGUUGCCAUGCCAAUUUUCAGCUUUAGAAGCCAACCAUAUUGAAAGAAAACUACGAAGGGAUUUACAAAAUGUUCCCUGUGGUCCUUCAUCCCUCCAGCACUUCAAAGAUCAUUUGAUAUUUCAUAUCGUCAGACGACACAUGUUGAAAAUAAAAAUUGAACAAUCUGAAAUAAAACAAGAAAAGAGGAAAAUGAAAAGUAAUCAUGACGGGAUAAAAAAGAAAAUCAAACUGGAAUCAGUAUCAGAUAAUGGUUUAUCGUCAACCAAGAAAAAUAAAAUUCAUGGGGAUUUCUAUGCUCUUGCAUGGACAACAGUAUGUCUUGACGUCAGUGGUAAUGAACGACCUACUAAUUUACUAGCUGUAGCUGGUAUGCGUGGUGAAAUCAGAAUGCUCUACCCAUCACAGUUGGUCUGCUAUUCUUUAUUGAGGGAUUAUAAACGAUCUAUAAACACUCUGAUUUUCCAUCCUCAGAAACCAACAUGGCUUUUCA
Saccoglossus kowalevskii is the source of this 961-nucleotide messenger RNA. Its product is annotated as leucine-rich repeat and WD repeat-containing protein 1-like. Lineage: Eukaryota; Metazoa; Hemichordata; Enteropneusta; Harrimaniidae. Gene Ontology annotation, molecular function: protein binding; chromatin binding. The record is from RefSeq and is a predicted model, not a curated record. Gene Ontology annotation, biological process: establishment of protein localization to chromatin; chromatin organization. Gene Ontology annotation, cellular component: nuclear origin of replication recognition complex.